Molecule: messenger RNA, 5586 nt
Organism: Poeciliopsis prolifica (blackstripe livebearer)
Lineage: Eukaryota; Metazoa; Chordata; Actinopteri; Cyprinodontiformes; Poeciliidae
Gene: skia
Product: v-ski avian sarcoma viral oncogene homolog a
Exons: 7
Coding region: 539-2695 (718 amino acids)
Biological process (GO): negative regulation of BMP signaling pathway
Cellular component (GO): nucleus
Molecular function (GO): SMAD binding; RNA polymerase II cis-regulatory region sequence-specific DNA binding; DNA-binding transcription factor activity, RNA polymerase II-specific
Source: RefSeq, a predicted model, not a curated record
AGAGAGAGGCAGUCAGUCGGGCAGGGAGGGGAGUGGGGGAGCGCGCGCGGACGGGCACGGCAGGCUGCCUCUCAGACUUCUCAUCUCCAUCCAGUCAGAGUGAACUGCGGGGGCAGACCGAGCGGAUCUCUGCAGUCCUCGACAGCGGAAAGGAACCCACAAUAAGAUUUCCCCCCCCCCUUCUUUCUCGCCGAGCUUUUCCCCGCUUCGCUUGGUUUUCGCCUUCUCUGCUUUGGGAGUCGACCAGCGGAACUUUUCGGCCCUCUGGAGUUUCAGACAGUCUCAUUUUUAUUGUUUUUUUUUUAAAUGGACAGUCGGCGACCUGCUGCGGGCAGCGAUGUUCACUGAGCUGGACUAAAACUGUCAGAAACCGUUGUGGGAUCUUUGAAAGCUCCGUUCAGCUGGAGGUUUUGAUGACGCUCUUCUCGGUGCUCGUCAGCUCUGGGACGCCGUGGAUUUACCAGCUCGGGGGACGGAUCGAUACUUGUGAUUACCGUUCAGCGAGAAGGAUUUACGCUUCCAAAGUUGGAAGACAAACAUGGAGACUGUAAGUCGGCAGAGCUUCCAGCCUCACCCGGGACUGCAACAAACUCUGAAGCAGUUCCACCUCAGCGCCAUAAACUCCCUGGGCGGACCGGCGGCUUUCUCGGCUCGGUGGCAGCAUGAGCUCCUCUUCAAGAAGGACGGGAAAGAGCCCGAGCCAGUCCUGCAGCAUCUGCCGCCGCCCGUGAUGCCGGGCCCGCUGUUCAUCCCGUCCGACCGCUCCACUGAGAGGUGCGAGACGGUGCUGGAGGGGGAGACCAUCUCGUGCUUCGUGGUCGGCGGGGAGAAACGCCUGUGCUUGCCGCAGAUCCUCAACACGGUGCUCCGGGACUUCUCCCUGCAGCAGAUCAACUCGGUGUGCGACGAGCUGCACAUCUACUGCUCCCGCUGCACGGCGGACCAGCUGGAGAUCCUCAAAGUCAUGGGCAUCCUGCCCUUCUCCGCGCCGUCCUGCGGCCUCAUCACCAAGACGGACGCCGAGCGGCUCUGCAACGCCCUGAUCUAUGGAGGAGCGUACCCUCCGCGAUGCAAGAAGGACCCGGGCUCCGGCUCCCUGGAGCUGCAGCUCACCGACCGAAGCUUCAAGAUCUACCACGAGUGUUUCGGCAAGUGCAAGGGCUUGUUCGUGCCGGAGCUGUACAGCAGCCCCAACGCAGCGUGCAUCCAGUGCAUGGACUGCAGACUCAUGUACCCGACCCACAAGUUCGUGGUGCACAGCCACAAAGCGCAGGAGAACAGGACUUGCCACUGGGGCUUCGACUCGGCGAACUGGAGGGCGUACAUCCUCCUGGGUCAGGAUUACACGGGCAAAGAGGAGAAGGCGCGACUGGAGCUGCUGCUGGACGAGAUCAAAGAGAAAUUUGACUUCGCCAACAAGUACAAGAGGAAAGCAUCAUCCAGGGUGUCUGAUGGCAUCCCUGUGAAAAAGUCCAAACUGGAGGACGUCCCAUCACAGUCUCCGCUUGGUGACAAAGAGAAGCAGCAUGACUGGCUGCAGUCUCUGUCUGCCUCAAACAAGGGGAUGAAUUGCCUGCAGCCCAGACAGAGACCUUCAGCUUUCAGACCAUGGUCUCCUCACAUCUCUGCUGGGGAGAAGGAGCCGCAACCCCACCCUCUGGCUCUGCUGAGAGACAGCUUCUACAACUACAAAAGCCUCGAGAAUGCUGUGGCCCCCAACGUGGCCCUCACGCCACUCCCUCUGGGGAAGGCGGGGCCCACAUCCCCAUCUGCCACCAACACGUCCCAGCCUUCAGAAGAGGGUGCCAGUCACAGCUCCAGACCUCGUAAGAGAAGAGCUAUGGAGGAGCUGCCAGCUCUGGCUCCAGAGGGCCCCUGUCCCCUGCCUGCGGCCGCCUGCCGGCCCCCGCCGCAGGAUGACAAGGACUCUGAGGUGGAGGUGGAGGUGGAGAGCCUUGAUGACUUCACGUCCUCCAUGUCCUCCCUGUCCUCACCGUCCUUCACCUCAUCCAGCAGCUCAGCUAAGGACUUGAGCUCACCGGGGGCCCAGGGGCCGGUCUGCACCGUCACGUCGGCAGAAUGCUCCUUCCCCGCUGCUGCAGCCCCCGCUGUGACCGUGGCACCUUCGGAGCUGGGGCUGGAGUCAGAGCUGGAAAGCCUCAGGCAGGCGCUGGACGGUGGGCUGGACUCCAAGGAGUCAAAGGAGAAGUUCCUGCAUGAGAUCGUAAAGAUGAGAGUGAAGCAGGAGGAGAAGCUGGGCUCAGCCCUGCAGGCCAAGCGGAGCCUCCAGCAGGAGUUGGAAUUCCUGCGGGUGGCGAAGAAGGAGAAGCUCCGAGAAGCGACCGAGGCCAAGCGCAGCCUGAGGAAGGAAAUUGAGCGUCUGCGAGCCGAGAGCGAGAAGAAGAUGAAGGAGGCGAACGAGUCGCGCAUUCGUCUGAAGAGGGAGCUGGAGCAGGCGCGGCAGCUGAGGGUCUGCGAUAAAGGCUGCGAGGCCGGCCGUCUACGCGCCAAAUACUCUGCACAGAUCGAGGACCUCCAGAUGAAGCUGCAGCACGCCGAGGCUGACCGCGAGCAGCUCAGAGCCGACCUGCUGCAGGAGCGGGAGGCCAGGGAGCACCUGGAGAGAGUGGUAAAGGAGCUCCAACAGCAGCUCUGGCCCACACCUGGCUGCAAAGAAGCGUCCCCUAACAAGUAAACCCGAGAAAAGCCUCGGCACUCAAUCAUUCCCCUUCAUUGCUCUCAUCCCAUACGACACAGCCUGCUGCUCCAGUAGCUCUGGGCCGACCCACCGUCACAGACACCUGAACAAAAAUCGUCCAGAAGAAAGAAAAAAAGUUCCCAUCAGAGGAAACACGCAGGUGUUUUCUGAUCCAGACCCAUGAAGGGUGAAGGGAGAUCAGAAGCAGCCAGGGGACACGCGUUUCUAAAUCCAGCACCGACUGACUCACCGUUCACACUCAGACCUGCAAACCGGAGUUCACCAAGCGCAGCUGCGCCCACCAGGAAACGAAACAAGACUCUCACUCCGCUCUAACAAACUGCUGGAAGGCCGUCAUUACAUCACAGCUGCAGCGAGGGGCCGCAGCCCAGAGGGCCGGGCCGGAUCUCCCAAAUAAAAGGCUUCCAGCGUCGGCUCAUGGCUGGAAGCAGGCUGAGGCUUUUCAAGACAUUAUAAGCUAUCUAAAGACUAAUAGCGGCAUGUACAGGAAAAAAAAAUGCUUUUGUCAGUGCUGGUGGAGUGGAAGCAGAGACAGUACAAAUGAAUAUGACGGACAAUAAAUAUAAAAGAUGCAAACUCCACCACGGUGUGGCUGUUCAGGAGGUUUCCUGUCAUUCAGCUGCGGAUCCAUUGAGGCACAGUUAAAGGCACCUUCUCUGUAUUCACUGAGCACUUGUUGUUGGACAGUCUCACACACAUCCAUGCUGGUUGCCAUAGUUUCACUUUGAUUUUUUAUCUUUUUUUUUCUUUCUUUUUCCCUCCAGUGUGCGAGUGGCCUUGUGUUCUCGUAACGUUUGAAUGAGAGACGGCUUCGUCAUCCGGGAGCCUUUCAGUGGGCUCUCAUCACUUACCACAAAAAUGUCUGAUUGUUAAGGUGUGUAAAUAAAAAAAAAAUAAAAGGUUCUUUUUGUUUUGUACUUCACAGUGAUAAGUCGCACUUUUGUCAAAACUUUAAAAAAAAAACAAAGUUCAAAUCCAGUUUCAUUGCGUUUUACUGCCGCCGUUGUCAUCCAGUGGCCUCAGAAUCAAGCGAGCGUUUUGUGAGGAAGAGCUGCUGCAGUUUCCAGCAGCUGAUUGUAAAUAGACAGGAAAAUGUUCAGCAGGCAGGACGUUUCAGGAAGUUUGGAGCAGCUCAGAUCUCUGCGGGCUGGACUGUUACAGCUGCACGAACAAACAAACAAACAAACAAACAGUAAACUCUUGGAUGUUGUUUUUGUAUGUGGAGAUACUUUUACUGCUUGUCUGUUGUGUUCACAAUUAGUUUUCGGUAGGAAUCUCAUCUUCUUUAUGCAUGAGAGACGAAAAAAGUUUGCCAUUCAUAUAGUCACUUAUUGGGCAUUGAUACUGUACAUUUAAGGGUUUUUAUUGUGUUAUGCAACAUAAAGCAACUUGUCUUAUUUAGCAGGAAAAGCAUUGGUGUUAAAUAAAAGCCAAAUGCCAUUUUUAGAUCAAUUUACAUUUACAAAAAAAAUAAAAAAAAUACAAACAUUAAAAGGAAAACAAAAAAUGAGUGCAAUGCUGGACAACCUCAAGUGCCUGAGAGAUGGGCGAAAGGUUUCCAGAGUCAGAAACCUGGCGGUGGCGCUGCCGUCGAGUUCCCAUUCGCAGGUUCCGAAACGAAGAGGCCCUUCUGUGCUCUGCAGCGCUUUAAUCAGUGUUUCCUUGAAUCAGCAGUUUACAGAACUCUGCGCUGUGCAGAAAACUUAACAGAUGCUUCAAAUGUUUUUUUUUGUUGUUUUUUUUCUGAUGUCUAAACCAGUGAUAUGCAUGCCCUCAGAGGAGAUUUUAUAAACGAUCCUGUAAAAAAAAUAGAAAAAAAAAACUUGGUAAAUUGUUACUAUAAAUUGUACAUAAGGACUUUUACAGUUGGGUUUGCUGAUGCAAGUGUUGGAACGGGCCUUUUCUGAUCCUGCAUUACAGAUGUUCCCUGAUGUUGCCUCCCUCCAGCAGACCUGUAUUGGUACAUUUUUCUAGUAGUUUUUACUCUUCAGAGCUCAUAUCCUCUGUGUUCUGGUUUUCUAUGUCGGAGGGAAGCGCUAACAUUGGCCUGUUUGCUCUCCCGUGCAAAGCAAAGGAAAAAGAAAAAGAAGAAGAAGCAAUUUAAUGAUGUCUUGUUUUCUAAAGGAGAAUCAUUUUUUUUCUAAGUGAUGGGCAGCAAAGCAGCAAUAACAGUCCGUAUUAAUAGGCCAAAUACUAGCCAGUGUGAAGAUUUGAAUACAAAUUUACACGUGUAAAUAUGUUUUUCAUUUACGAUACUGUAUUAUAAAUGUAGAUGGUGUUUCCAUAUCUUUUCUUACAGCAGCUGUUUAUUUUUCUUUCCCUUUUUUUUAUUUUUAUUGUUUUUACGUUUGUGUUUUAAUGAAAAUGUUUCAGGAACAUUUGCAGAGAAUAUUACCUUCAUAAACAUUUUAUCCUUUUUUUGUUGUUGUUUUUUUUCCUUUUUUGUACUAAAUAGUUUUUACUGAAUUAUCGUUUUUUUCAUUUCUUCAUAUAGGUUUUAAGUAAAAUGUCAGCAUCGUAUAGCCGGCCCACAUGACUUCCUCUCCCCUCACCCUCAUGUAUUAUUUUUAGCCCUGUGCUGCUGCUGAUACUAUAUACAGUUCUAGAAAUAUUUUUAUGUAAGAGGCAAGCUUUGUCAUGUAUUAAUGCCACAUAUAUAAUAUGAAAAGAAGCUUGGCUUAUUCAUCUACGUCCGUUUUUUUUUUUCCCCGUGUUUUGACACCUUUCCCCUUCCCUUCUCUAACGACUCAGACUAUAUUGUAAAGGACUUUAUGAGAUUAUGUUUGAAAAUAGCCAUGCUUAUAUACUACAGUGACUGAAUGUACAGUGUAUAGAUGCAUUACCAGAAAUAAAGAUGUUUGUCCAGA